Molecule: messenger RNA, 771 nt
Organism: Haliotis rufescens (red abalone)
Lineage: Eukaryota; Metazoa; Mollusca; Gastropoda; Lepetellida; Haliotidae
Product: cell wall protein DAN4-like
Exons: 3
Source: RefSeq, a predicted model, not a curated record
AUGACGACAACCACCACCACCUCCACCAUGACUACAACCACCACCACCACCACCAUGACCACAACCACCACCAUGACUACAACCACCACCAUGACUACAACCGCAACCACCAUCACCAUGACUACAACCACCACUAUGACUACAACCACCAUGACUACAACAGCCACCACCACCACCACGUCUACAACCACCACCAUGACUACAACCACCACCAUGACUACAACCACCACCACCACCAUGACUACAAACACCACCACCACCAUGACUACAACCACCACCAUCACCAUCACCAUGACUACAACCACCACCAUGACGACAACCACCACCACCACCAUCAUGACUACAACCACCACCAUGACGACAACCACCACCACCUCCACCAUGACUACAACCACCACCACCACCACCAUGACCACAACCACCACCAUGACUACAACCACCAUGACUACAACCGCCACCUUCACUAAGACUACAACCGCCACCUUCACUAAUACUACAACCGCCACCUUCACUAAGACUACAACCGCCACCUUCACUAAGGCUACAACCGCCACUUUCACUAAGACUUCAACCGCCACCUUCACUAAGACUUCAACCGCCACCUUCACUAAGACUACAACCGCCAUCUUCACUAAGACUACAACCGCCACCUUCACUAAGACUUCAACCGCCACCUUCACUAAGACUACAACCGCCACCUUCACUAAGACUUCAACCGCCUACUUCACUAAGACUACAACCGCCCUCUUCACUAAGACUACAACCAGAUAG